AUGUCUCAAUUCUGGGCUCAUCAUAAAUACUGCAUUUUUAAUGCGAUUCCCAGCCAUAAACAGAUAGAAAUUUUUCCCGCUUCUUUUCUUCGCAACUUUUUCCGCUUCUUUUAUUCGCAACUUUUUCCGCUGCUUUUCUUCGCAACUUUUUCCGCUUUUUUUCUUCGCAACUUUUUCCGUUGCUUUUCUUCGCAACUUUUUCCGCUGCUUUUCUUCGCAACUUUUUCCACUUCUUUUCUUCGCAACUUUUUCCGUUGCUUUUCUUCGCAACUUUUUCCGCUUCUUUUCUUCGCAACUUUUUUCCGCUGCUUUUUGUCACAACUUUUUCCGCUGCUUUUCUUCGCAACUUUUUCCGUUGCUUUUCUUCGCAACUUUUUCCGUUGCUUUUCUUCGCAACUUUUUCCACUUCUUUUCUUCGCAACUUUUUCCGCUUCUUUUCUUCGCAACUUUUUCCGCUUCUUUUCUUCGCAACUUUUUACGCUGCUUUUCUUCACAACUUUUUCCGCUGCUUUUCUUCGCAACUUUUUCCGUUUCUUUUCUUCGCAACUUUUUACGCUGCUUUUUUUCGCAACUUUUUCCGCUUCUUUUCUUCGCAACUUUUUACGCUGCUUUUCUUCGCAACUUUUUACGCUGCUUUUCUUCACAACUUUUUCCGCUGCUUUUCUUCGCAACUUUUUCCGUUUCUUUUCUUCGCAACUUUUUCCGCUUCUUAUCUUCGCAACUUUUUCCGCUUCUUUUCUUCGCAACUUUUUACGCUGCUUUUCUUCGCAACUUUUUACGCUUCUUUUCUUCGCAACUUUUUACGCUGCUUUUCUUCACAACUUUUUCCGCUGCUUUUCUUCACAACUUUUUCCGUUUCUUUUCUUCGCAACUUUUUCCGCUGCUUUUCUUCGCAACUUUUUCCGCUUCUUUUCUUCGCAACUUUUUCCGUUUCUUUUCUUCGCAACUUUUUACGCUGCUUUUCUUCACAACUUUUUACGCUGCUUUUCUUCGCAACUUUUUCCGUUUCUUUUCUUCGCAACUUUUUCCGCUUCUUAUCUUAGCAACUUUUUCCGCUUCUUUUCUUCGCAACUUUUUACGCUGCUUUUUUCUUCGCAACUUUUUACGCUUCUUUUCUUCGCAACUUUUUACGCUGCUUUUCUUCACAACUUUUUCCGCUGCUUUUCUUCACAACUUUUUUCCGUUUCUUUUCUUCGCAACUUUUUUCCGCUGCUUUUCUUCGCAACUUUUUUUCCGCUUCUUUUUUCUUCGCACUUUUUUUUCCGCUGCUUUUCUUCGCAACCUUUUCCGCUGCUUUUCUUCGCAACUUUUUCCGCUGCUUUUCUUCGCAACUUUUUCCGCUGCUUUUCUUCGCAACUUUUUCCGUUUCUUUUCUUCGCAACUUUUUCCGCUGCUUUUCUUCGCAACUUUUUCCGUUUCUUUUCUUCACAACUUUUUCCGCUGCUUUUCUUCGCAACUUUUUCCGCUUCUUUUCUUCGCAACUUUUUACGCUUCUUUUCUUCGCAACUUUUUACGCUGCUUUUCUUCACAACUUUUUCCGCUGCUUUUCUUCGCAACUUUUUCCGUUGCUUUUAUUCGCAACUCUUUCCGCUGCUUUUCUUCGCAACUUUUUCCGUUUCUUUUCUUCGCAACUUUUUCCGCUGUUUUUCUUCGCAACUUUUUCCGCUUCUUUUCUUCACAACUUUUUCCGCUGCUUUUCUUCGCAAUUUUUCCGCUUCUUUUCUUCGCAACUUUUUAUAUCGCAUUCCUAACACUGGUGAUUUCUUUUUUCAUAUUUAUGUUGACUGCCCUCUCUAUUUUUUUCUUUUCUCCGUUUUCUAUUAUCGGUGCUUUUCUUGGAUUUUGGCUUAUUCGUUUUUUCUUUUCUUUUCUUGA
Molecule: messenger RNA, 1875 nt
Organism: Acanthosepion pharaonis
Lineage: Eukaryota; Metazoa; Mollusca; Cephalopoda; Sepiida; Sepiidae
Source: the annotation of a GenBank genome assembly